This is a messenger RNA of Macadamia integrifolia, 1430 nucleotides long. Its product is annotated as PLASTID TRANSCRIPTIONALLY ACTIVE protein 6, chloroplastic. Gene Ontology annotation, cellular component: plastid-encoded plastid RNA polymerase complex. The transcript has 6 exons. Lineage: Eukaryota; Viridiplantae; Streptophyta; Magnoliopsida; Proteales; Proteaceae. The record is from RefSeq and is a predicted model, not a curated record. The coding region runs from base 102 to 1088 and encodes 328 amino acids.
UCCGCUUGUCUGAAAUCUAAUCCACUAUUCUUGCUUUCCGCACCCCUACCCUUCCUCUCUGCCCUGUCUGAGUAGUAAGGAAUUGAGAAGCCAUAUCCCAAAUGUCCAUGGCCAUAAGAGCUCUACUUCUUCUCCCUCAGUCUCCUCUCACACUGAAACUCCCAACUACCGCUUCCACCCUACCUUCCCAUUCUCCAAAACGUUAUCUCAGCUUCCCAUCUCUCCACGCGAAACCACUCUAUCCCCUCACGAGACAGAGAAACGAUUUCCGAGUUAGGGCUGACGAAGGCGACGUCGACGGCGGCGACGAUGACUACGAUCCAGAUGAAGAUGAGGUGGAAGAAGUCGACAACAAGAAGGACUACGACGUCGAGUACGUCGCUGCCUUCACCACCGAGGGCAAGGUCGGCGAUGAUAUAGAGAUGGUGCAGAGUAAGAGCUUUGUUUACACUCAGGGUUGGGACUCGGAGAUGGUGGUGGAUUACAGGAUUAAUGAGGAUGAGUUCCAUAAGAUCAGUUUGCUCGAGUGUGAUUUCUUUAUCAGGAAGCCUCCUGAUCCUGAUAACGAUGUCUAUGAUUUCAGAGAGAUGUACGUUACUCCUCCGGACACUGAUAUUUAUGCUAUUCCUAAAGUUCUGGCUCCGAUGCCUGAGAAGUAUAUUCGAUGUUCAAAAAGUGAUUAUGGAUGCUACAAUGUUACCGAGCCACCAAUUGAUGCACCCCGAGAUCCGCUCUACAAAAGUGAGAGGGAAGUUAUGAAGGUUUUCUUAACAAAGCACUACAGAAACAGGAGAUCUGGUGAUCCAGAAUUUGUACUUGAUUUUGAGGAGAUCUAUAUCCUUGAUUCAAAAACUAAGUCGAUCACCAGAGCAAAAGUUUUGGUUACUGCUCCAGGAGGACGAAAGAGGGAUAGAAAGCUGGACUUGCUUAUCAUUCGUGAUAAUGGGAACUCCUUCAAAAUAGUUGAUCUGAGUGAAAGAGAUGAUCCCACCAGUGUCAUUGAGAGAGAAGAAUGGAUUAAAACACGGCAAGACAUGGAGAGACACCUUAGAAAGUUUAGGGACUUCAACAAAUCAAAUUGGUUCUAAACAGUCGGCACUGGUACUUCAAGUUCUCUUCCAGAAGUGUGGAACAGACUUAACUAUAGAUGUUCUUGCUUCAGCUACAGAGAUGCCUUAAGCAUAGACAGAUGCACAUAUGACUAUGUUGGAAUGUGAGGUUUGCCAAUGUGCAGCACUGAGAGGCCUGGUUUCCAUUUUUGAUCUCCCCACUAGUAGGAUGCAAGGGUUUCUCCGACCAUGGCUCUUGAUUUAAUUCUUUAUUUUUCUGCUAGCUUUUGGUAGCUGCAGCGGUUUUACUUUGUUCUUGGAUCGGCGAUAGCCUCAUCAUCAGUUAUUCGGAAAGAGUGACACUUUGACUUGAUUUUCUCA